AAAGACUGCGUCAAGUGGACAAACUAUUAGGCAGCGUUUGCCCUCACUACCGCCCACGGAGGCCACGGCAGCGACCUUUGUGUGGCUGACUCGCCACGCGGCAGGGCAGGUGUCGCUCCCUCUCCCCGCCACGCUCGUGUCUUGAUCUGCGUUUUACUAACAGGAGAGAGAGAGAGAGAGAGAGAGAGAGAGAGAGAGAGAGAGAGAGAGAGAGAGAGAGAGAGAGAGAAAGCCGUAAAGCCUUUGCCGCUGCCAGGAUGCUGCCGCAAGACACCUGUGGUAUGUUGCCCUGGCGGAUGACGAUGCCAGUGUUGCAGGUGUUCGGCUGCCUCCCCUACAAGCUGAGUGCCACCAGCGACCCGCCCGUUUUCAGUCUGCCGCUUCUUCUCUGGAGUAUUUCUGUUCACGUGUUCCUGACCAGUGUGAGCUUCUUUGCGUUUACAAACAUAUUUCAUUUGUACGCAGCACCUGACCUGGGCACCGUCUUUUUCAUGAACUGCGUCGCCUUCAUGAUGGCCACCGUGCCCUUAUUUCCUGUCUCCUUAACGAUUAAAAGCUCUAAGAUGGCCGCCCUUCUGCACGACAUGUCUAACAUCGUGGUCGUGCACCGGAAACACAAGAUCUAUCCUAAGAAUUUGAUUGUCAUGAUGACGGCUGUGAUCUUUGUCGUGUUUUCGACGUGGUUCGCCUGCUUCAUCUUGAGAUCAGUGUUCUUUGAGUGUGUGAUGGUGUUCUUGUGGACUUUGGCGUGCAGCGUGACCAUCUUCAUGCCAGACAGCUGCUUAUCUGCUCUGCUGGACCUCAUGACUAGUUACUUGCUGCUGGCCACGGAGUCCACGGUGGCGACAGUGUCCAAGCUACUUGGCCCAGACGGUUCCUUUAGCGGGGAGGACAACACCAAGGAGGCGCUGCUUGCACUGCAUGAUCUCGAGUCUCUCAUCCGGGAGGUGACGGCGUGGCAGGAGACGGUGAAGCAGUGUUUCUUCCCUGUCUUAACCACAUUCCUGCUGCUGAGCGUCAUGCUAGCCAUCGCGUGCCCCUACGCUAUCCUGAAGGGCAAAUUCAUGGGCGGCACCACCAUAGUCUGCUUUUUAUUUUCUUUCUACAUUAUGGGCGUUUACUCCUACUAUGGCCAGAUCUUCACUGACAAGGUGAGCCUUGCUGAAAAACAACUGAGAGACCUGAACAUGAGGAGCAAGAACACAAAUUUCUGCAUAAAGAUGAACAGCGUGAUCGCCAGACUUUCGCCUCUCCUCACCUUUAACAUGUGUGGAUGUUACACGCUGAGUUACUCCUCAUUCCUUGGCCUCAUGAACACAGUGCUAACCUACCUGGUCAUUAUCUUUCAAAUCGGAGGAAACGACAUCACAAAGUUUAGUUCUCCCUCUGAAAAUGAUUUAUCAGACUCAGAGAAAACUGAUGGUUAGGCGAGAGGUUUUAAAGGGUGACUACUGUAUUUUGUUCAGUGUUGGCUUGCAUUUUUGUGUGUUUAUUUAUGUUUUGUUUCCUUUUUCUUUCUUUAUUUUCUUCUUUGUUUGUCUAUUUUCCUUUUUUCCAUUUGUAUAUUCAUUCCUUAUU
Portunus trituberculatus (swimming crab) is the source of this 1578-nucleotide messenger RNA. RefSeq lists its product as uncharacterized. Gene Ontology annotation, cellular component: membrane. The record is from RefSeq and is a predicted model, not a curated record. Lineage: Eukaryota; Metazoa; Arthropoda; Malacostraca; Decapoda; Portunidae. The transcript has 5 exons. Bases 258 to 1427 code for a protein of 389 amino acids. Gene Ontology annotation, biological process: sensory perception of taste.